Molecule: messenger RNA, 764 nt
Organism: Centruroides sculpturatus (bark scorpion)
Lineage: Eukaryota; Metazoa; Arthropoda; Arachnida; Scorpiones; Buthidae
Exons: 5
Coding region: 110-691 (193 amino acids)
Source: RefSeq, a predicted model, not a curated record
AAAAAUUCUCUAAUUAGUCUGGAAACGGGGGACCUAAUUCUUGCAUUUUGUGAAAACGGGUUUGUGUGUUUCAUGUCCAACAGAAGAACUGGAUCUAUGUUUACAGAAAAUGGAUCCGUUUGUUUCGAGCACUGAAGAAUUUCAUGGCUUAGCAGCUACUGGAGAAGAACUUCAAAGAGCGUGCAAUGCGUUUGAAACAGGGAUGAAUUGUGUAGACGAGUACAUAAGUCGAUGUAUAUCUUACGAACAGAGAGUUCUUUUGGAUAAAAAAUUAGCCGGUGCUCGCAAAGUCAUGGCAACUGUUUGCAAGGAAGAGAAAUUAUUGCAAGGACAUCGUACUUAUAACUGUUUCCGUGAUUUAAAAAAUGAAUUUGUUCAAUGUUCGAAACCUAUCCACAAAAUUCGACAAAAACGGCCUUACCAUAGCGGAGAUGACACUUUUCGAAAUCUUUGUUGUGCCCAAAUGAAGUUUCUAGACUGCAUAUCGACAGAAACGAGAAAGAUAUGCGAAGAACAUGCAGUUUCACUGGUACUGAAACUAAUACAAGAGAUUUGGUCACCCCAAUUACAGCAAAAAUGUUCAUUGUUAUCGAUUAUUUGCUCCAGUUGCACUCGGAUUUGUCUUAAUCGAUUAAUUAUAUCUUUAAACUUAAUUUUCAUUAUAAAUGAUGUAAAAACGUAUAUUUUAUAAUUAAACUUUAAAGGAAUUUGGAUGAUUUUAACGAUGAUUAUAUUUUCAUGCAAAGAGAAGAAGAAAAUAAAGC